AUGGGCCAGAAGCAAACUGAACCGCAGGUGACGAUGGAUGCGAGUCACCAAAUGCACGGCCACCGGCUCUCACACAUUCACUUCGGCGCGGCGAGUUCGGUGUCGACGCCCCUAUACGGCGCGGUGUCGUCCCCCGCACAAUCUCCGUACGCACCGUAUAGCGCACCGGCAGCCAAAAGGUCGCGGACCGAUGAAUUCGAUCUCUCGGUUGCGGGGGUGCCCAUGGUUGACCACUCCGGCCUGGAGACGGUGCAAACCACUUCCUUGAGCGAGGCGUACGGGCAGGCGGCGGCAGCCGCGGUGGCAGCCGCAGCAAACCAUCAAGAACAGCCCCAGCUACACCACCACCAUCACCUCCCAGAUCUAGGAACUUCAUCGAAAUCAAUGCGGAGGGAGGACAUGGGCGGCGCGCCGAGCAUGGUGGGCCAAGCCGGAAUGCCGCCGCCGGCACCAAGGCCAAGAGGCCCGAAGCUCAAGUUCACGGCCGAGGACGAUCAGCUGCUGCUGGAGCUCAAGGAGCAGAAAAACCUGACGUGGAAGCAGAUUGCAGACUUCUUCCCGGGGCGAUCUUCUGGGACGCUGCAGGUGCGGUACUGCACGAAGCUCAAAGCAAAAACGACGAUGUGGACGGAAGAAAUGGACCAGAAACUUCGCAAGGCGCUCCAGGACUACGAGAAUGAAAAAUGGCGAUUAGUCGCGCACAAGGUCGGCUCUGGAUUCACUCCAGCCGCGUGCCGAGAGAGAUCCGAGCAGCUCGCGGCCGGCGGCGACGAACAAGGGGCUGAGGAACCGCUAUGGCAGUCGUUAUCGCCCAAGGCAUCGUCACUGCCAGAAUCCAUGGAGACACCGCAGACGCAGCGGCCAUGGUGA
Molecule: messenger RNA, 870 nt
Organism: Purpureocillium takamizusanense
Lineage: Eukaryota; Fungi; Ascomycota; Sordariomycetes; Hypocreales; Ophiocordycipitaceae
Exons: 2
Coding region: 1-870 (289 amino acids)
Source: RefSeq, a predicted model, not a curated record